AUGGCCUUCAACUUCAACUGGUCGCCGCUCACAGCGGAUGCCGACUUCUACCGUCGUGCACGCGACCUCUUGACCAAGGCCCUUAACAAGAGCCCGAAACCGCCCAUCAUCGUCGACGACAUCCUCGUCAGCGAAUUCAACCUCGGAACCGUGCCGCCCGAUUUGGAAAUCCUGGAAAUUGGCGACCUUGCGGAGGAUAGGUUUCGAGGCAUCUUCAAAAUGACAUAUUCCGGAGAUGCCUUCCUGACGUUGAAAACAAGAGUUCAAGCCAAUCCCUUGAACACAUACCUAUACUCUAAACCAACAUUCACAUCUCCGCAACCCUUGGCCGCCGCUUCUGGCCUAACGAUUCCACUCUCAAUCACAUUGUCCGAUUUCAAACUUUCGGCGUUUAUCAUAUUGGUCUUUUCAAAACAAAAAGGACUUACUCUCGUCUUCCGAAAUGACCCACUCGAAUCCCUUAAGGUAUCUUCUACCUUCGACUCGAUACAAUUCGUGCGCGACUACCUACAAAGAACAAUUGAGCAGCAAUUGCGGAACUUGAUGAUGGAUGAGUUACCGGCAAUCAUCCAUAGAUUAUCCCUUCAACUGUGGUGCCCUGAUCAAGCAAACAAGGGCACUGAAACUCCCACGGAGCCGCAAGAUGAAGCUGGUGUUGAUCCUCUGGCCAGCCCGCCGCUGGAUCCUGUUGACGUCAAUGGAAACUUGUUGGACCCCAAUGCUAUUUCCGAACUCACAUUGAAUGGGAGCGGUGAAGUGCAGUCUCUCUUUUCUCAGAAGAACUUAUUACGCCUUGCCGCCCUAACCGAUUCGCAUCGCACACUGUCUCUUUUCACCCCCGGCAUUCGCGAUGUUGUCUUCCGUGCUUGGACAGGAUAUGGGGACCGAUCAGAAACAGCUACGCCUUUGGCCUCGACUCCUACUCUCACCAAAACGAUGUCGUUCCAUGCAGGCAAUUCGACAACAUACACCUUCUCGGAUACUGCAAGCAAUGCACACGGACACCUCCCUGCUCGCCCUUCGCUUAUCAGCAUGAAUUCAGCAUCGAAUGGACGAGCACUGGGUGCUGGCGGACGAUCACGAGCAGGGCGCAAGAAGAAGACUCGCGUGGUGAAUCUGAGACGCACCAAAUCAGAGGCAGCUACUCCAGAAACGGGCAGUGAAGCCUCGGAUACGGCGUCUGUUGAUGUCCCUCUCACCGAGCCUGCCAUCGAAGAAUCCAUUCCCGAGGAGUCUGAGUCGUCUAUCAUCGCUGAGGCAUCUCCACCGAAUAACAAGGUUCGCUUCAGGGGUGCGACUGAAACAGGUCAUCCUCCGAUCAUGGCCAGUCUCCAAGAUGCUCAACUGAUGGGAUCUCCGCUCAAGAAUGCUGCCCAACCCCCAGGAUCUCACGAUUACGCAUCCAUUGCUGCUAUCACUGCUGAACUCAAGGCCCAGGGCAAGGCCUCGGGUUUGGAAUACCAAAGUGUCAGCUCAGAGAAUUCCUCUGUGAUUCUUGAACAAGCAUGGAUCAUGAAGAUGGCCGGCGAGAUUGCUAAGCGUGUUUACGACGAAAAGAACAGGCAACGCAGUCCCUGGGACGAGCGUGAAGAAGCACCGCCGCCAGCAUACGAAGCUGCUACCCAGUAG
This is a messenger RNA of Fusarium sp. VM40, 1629 nucleotides long. The record is from the annotation of a GenBank genome assembly. NCBI's taxonomy places the organism in Eukaryota, Fungi, Ascomycota, Sordariomycetes, Hypocreales, Nectriaceae.